This is a messenger RNA of Megalobrama amblycephala (Wuchang bream), 2058 nucleotides long. RefSeq names its product major histocompatibility complex class I-related gene protein-like. The transcript is spliced from 6 exons. Gene Ontology annotation, biological process: immune response. The record is from RefSeq and is a predicted model, not a curated record. Lineage: Eukaryota; Metazoa; Chordata; Actinopteri; Cypriniformes; Xenocyprididae. The coding region runs from base 144 to 1190 and encodes 348 amino acids. Gene Ontology annotation, cellular component: external side of plasma membrane.
UUUUACUCUCAGGUUGCCGUUGCUUCGCUCUGUAACCUGUUUUUCCUUUUGAUUCAGAUGAUGUGAAGACUAAUGUGUUUUUACAGCGCUCUUCGACGACUACACAAAGAAUUGUGUGCCAAACAGAAGGAUUUUCGUCCAGAAUGAAGUUCAACAUUUUCUUUAUCUACUUACCUUUAGUUCAUUCAGAGAGACACAGGUUUAUGACUACAUACACUGGAAUAAAUGGAACAACAAUUGCAGGAAUCCCAGAGUUUUCUGCUGUAACUACACUGGAUGAUCAACAGAUGGAUUAUUAUGACAGUAACAUAAUGGAACUGAUUCCCAGAAAGAACUGGAUGAAGGAUUUUGCAUCUACACACAUGUGGAAACAAGACACUAAGAUCAGAAAACAUGUGCAGCAGAUCUACAAAAACAACAUUCAUGUUGUAAUGGAGCGAUUCAGUCAGUCACAUGGUGUUCAUACGUAUCAGAGGAUGUAUGGAUGUGAUUGGGAUGACAAGACUGAAGUCUUACAUGUGUUUGAUCAGUACGGUUAUGAUGGAGAGGAUUUCAUUUCUCUGGACCUGAAGGAGCUCAGAUACAUCACACCUGUACCACAGGGAUUAUCCACAGUACAGAAGUGGAAUAAUAACAGAGCACAGCUUGAAUAUCUGAAACAAUACUAUGAAGAUGAAUGUGUUUACUGGCUGAAAGAGUUCUUGACAUUAGGGAAAGCAGAUUUAGAGAAAAAAAUAGCUCCUCAAGUGUCUCUGUUACAGAAGGAUCCCUCUUCUCCACUAGUGUGUCAUGCCACAGGUUUCUACCCAUCAGGAGUCACUAUUACCUGGUUAAGAAAUGGAGUGGAUCACCAUGAGGAUGUGGAUAUCAGAGAGCUUCUGCCAAAUGAUGACGGGACCUUCCAGAAGACAUCUACCAUUCGUAUAACUCCAGAUGACUGGAAGAAGAACCAGUACACUUGUGUGGUGGAGCACAUGGGAGAAACCAUAAAGAGGAUUCUGACUGAGGAUGAGAUCAAGAGCAACAACAGACCUAUACCAUACUUCACAAUACUGGUGUGUGUGAUCAUAGUCCUGGUUAUUGGUGCUGCAGUCUGGAUUAUUCACAAAAAACGACUGAGCAGGUAUUAUAAAUUUAAGCCGGUACCCUGUGAAAGUGAAGAGGAGGUUUACAUCGACAAAGGUCUUUGAAGAGUUUCCUGUUUCCGUCUGCACAGACUCCAGAUCUUAGUCUGGUUUCAGUCCAGAUUUCAGUCUUCAGGAUGAGGGAGAUCAGAUGAUUUCCAGCAAGAUCGUGUGACCAAAACACAUUUCAAUGUUGAACAAUAUAACAUGUUUUAUGAAGAAUGGACUUCAUGGAAUUGUUUACAUGUGAAGGAAAAGAACACUGUAUAUGUGUGGUGUCGAGUCUGUAAAAACACUGGAGAUGCGUCGCUGUAUAAUCAGCUAAAGAACAUCCAGAAACUGUCUGGAUAUGAAAGCCACUUGCACUUAUAUGUAUAUAUUUUAAAUUAAAAAGUCACUUUUUUGUAUAUGUACAGUUUACUUAUCUUUAAUUUAAGUUUUCUGAUUACUAAUAGUUUGACAGAGUUUGUGAGUUUCAAAUGGGAAAAAAUUAACUCAAACAAUUAAGAACAUGUGCAGUUCUUUUUUUUUUCAAUAAAACUCGUAUGUAAGAAAAUAUAAAGCUGAAAAUAGUAAAAGUAUAUGAAGUAUGUGUAAAAUUGGAAAAAAUCUAAUAUCUUGCAAUUGUGACAUUUUAAAAUGGCAAAUGUAUUUAAUAUUUAUUUAUUUUAUUGCUUUUUAUCUCACAAUUUACACUUUUUGUCUCAGUAUCCUGAGAUUCAUUCAAUAAGUAAAUAAACAUAUUUUUUUAUUGUAAUCACUAUACAGUCUAAUAGCUUCACUUCUUUUUGCUGCGGAGUCACUGAUUUUCUCAUUAUACGAGUACACUGGCAUUCAAGUAAGUUUAUACAUGUGUUCAAUGAGUUCUUUGUUAAUAGUCUUAUCUUUUGACAGCUGCUGUUGUCCACAACAAUAAAUGCAGUAUGUCUUUUCA